Messenger RNA from Closterium sp. Naga37s-1, 3039 nucleotides. Lineage: Eukaryota; Viridiplantae; Streptophyta; Zygnematophyceae; Desmidiales; Closteriaceae. The record is from the annotation of a GenBank genome assembly.
AUGGGAGCCGGCUCGAGUCAAACCGCGCAUCAGCAGCAUCGUCGGUCGCAGCCAGCCAGGCCGCCGCAGUACUACCCGCCCGUCCCCUACUCCGUCCCCGCAGGCGCCGUUCCGCAAGCCCCAUAUGGCCAUGCGCCGUAUCCCUACGGAUACGCGUACCACCCGCAGGCCGGCGGCGGAGUGUCUCCCUCUUCGUGGCAGCACAACCCGCACUAUCCGCAUCCUCCGCCCGCCGCGCCGUGGUACGGCGGAUAUCCCGGGCACGCGCCACCGCCAUACCAGGUCCCGGUUCCGCCGAUGAUGCCGGUGCCGCCUCCGCCGGUGGUAGCGGAGCCGCAGCAAGCGGUGACGAUACGGAACGAGGUGAACGUGAAGCGCAGCUCGCUGCGGUUGCUACGCGACCCGGCAGAUCCCAGCAAGCACCUCGUCGCCUUCACCUUCGACGCCACCACCAGCGGCAGUGUGAGCGUGUUCUUCGCGGCGCAGGAGGGCGAGGGGUGCAGCCUCAGGGGGGUGUAUCCGCACGUGCACACGCCAACGGUCGUGCGAUUCGCCAAGGGUCUCGGUCAGAAGUUCGUGCAGCCGUCAGGCACGGGCGUCGACCUCUCGUGCAUCCCAGAAGAGCACCUCUUUAGGGUUUCAGGCCCCAACCCCGUGUUUCCGCUCGUUAUUCGCACCCGCGUCGAGCCCAGAACAACGAAACCCGCGACAGUAGCAUCGGGGAAUAGUAACGGUAGCAGCGGUGUCAGUAACGUUCAGUCCAGCGCGCCCGCGAGCGCGUCGUCGUCGGAGCCGUGCUCCGCCGGCAGCAGCCAUGGCGUAGAAUCAUGCGACUCGGAUCCAGGCUCUCCACUGCCCCCGUCGGUUCAGUCUCAGAUGACCUACGCUGUGUUUGAGAAGGCCGCUGUAACGCGUACGGAGAAAGAGGGAGAAGGGGAGUCGGCGGAGGGCGAUAAGGAGGGGAAGGGCACAGGGGAGCUGCCCGGGCUGUACGUGGUGCGGCCGGUGAAGCAGAAGAUCUGGGUGGAUGGCACCAGCUACGAGGUGCAGGAGAUCUACGGCAUCGAGCAGUGCGGGCGGGCCAACAUGGGCAGGAGCAAAAAGGGCGAGGCAGAGGGAGCGGGGGGUGAGGGGUCGGCAUUGGGGGGGGGCGAGGAGGAGGAGGAGGACGAGGUGGCGGGCAAGGAGUGUGUGAUCUGCAUGUCCGCGCCCAGAGACACCACCGUGCUGCCCUGCCGCCACAUGUGCAUGUGUGCGGACUGUGCCAAGGUGCUGCGGUACCAGACCAACAAGUGCCCCAUCUGCCGCCAGCCCGUGCAAUCAUUGCUCGAAAUCCGAGUGCCGCCCAGACUGCCCUCGCUGGACGGGCCUGAGCCGACUUCUCCUGAGGCGCAGGGAGAAGCAGCGGCGGGGAGGCAGGGGCAUGGAGAGGUGCGUGCAGGGCCUCCACUGGUAGGGUCGGGCGGCCGUGCCGAUCCUAGGUCUGCAGCGGCUCAUGCGGGCAGUGGUGCUGCUGAGGAAGGAGGUUCCCGGGGGCAUGGUGAGGCGAGCAGAGGGGUGGAUUCAGCGGCAGGGAGGAGCGUAGGUGUGAGGGGCAGUGGUGGAGGAGAGGAGCCGGGUGGCAGUGCUGAUGUGGCAGGGUUGGCUGAUCAAAAGUGCUCUCGUGCAAAUUCUGUUCUCCGUUGGCCCAUGAACAACGCAGACCGCACCAGCGACGCCACGCAGUGCUCUGGCCCGGGGUGUUCGUCGGUGGGGUGCGGGCUGUUCGAGGAGGUGGGGCCGUGGCGCGUCGCGUCCAAGGCGGGCGCCGCGCUUCUCUACAACAAAUACGCCUGGAACCGACUGGUGAACAUAGUGUUCCUGGAGUCGCCCGUGGGCGUGGGGUAUUCGUACUCCACGGACGCGGCCGACUACACCACCGACGACGACCAGACAGCGAAGGACAACCACGCGUUCCUGGUGGGGUUCGUGGCGCGGCACCCGCGGUUCGCGCGGAGAGAGUUCUACAUCGCGGGGGAGAGCUACGCGGGCCACUACAUUCCGCAGCUCGCCGCCCGCAUCAUCGAGCAGAAUCAGAUCGACGGCGGCACGCGGCUCAACCUGGACUUUUCGGGGAUCUUCCUGGGCAACCCGUUUGUGAACUAUGCACAUGACACCAAGGGCCCCAUCCAGUUCUUCUACGACCACGGCAUGCUCAGCUCCGACCUCUACAACGACGCCAUCAAUUGCGACUUCUCAUACAGCGCCACCAACCUGGAGUGCCGCUACCACAUCAACUCCGCCUUCUCGCCCUGGUACGAGCCAAUCGACCCCUACAACAUCUACGCGCCCUACUGUCUGGCGGACAUCUCAUCAGCGCGCCUCUCCGCCUCAGCGCGCAUGAACCCGCGCCUGCGCUUCUCCAUGGCCGCACUGCAGGCCGCCAUCCAGCAGCAGCAGCAGCGGGCGCUGGAGCAGCAGCAGGCAGCGGCGCAAGCACAAGCAGCCGCAGGGGGUGGGGAGGUGGCGGCACCAAGCGGUGCAGGGAGCAGCAGCGGAGCGGGGGUGAGUGGCAAGGCGAUGGACCCUCUAGACAACCCCGCGUGCAUGGACGCGUGGGUGCAGCGCUACCUGCGCUCGCCCGCCGUCUACAGGACCCUCCGUGCGCCCGCUAUCCGCGCCUCCCAGUGGAGCCUCUGCUCCAACAGCAUAGACUACAGUGCGACCAACCAGGGCAGCGACAUCAUCCCCACCAUCGCGGCGCUGCUGGACCACCCCAUCCGCUUCUGGAUCUUCUCGGGCGAUGCGGACAGUGUGGUACCGUUCACAGGCACGCGCGUGUGGAUAGACGCGCUGGGGCUGCCCGUCAUGCAGCCGCAGUACCCCUGGCUCAUGCCCUCGGGCCAGGUGGGCGGGUGGGCGACGCAGUAUGACAAGCUAACAUGGGUGACAGUGAGGGGGGCGGGGCACCAGGUGCCCACAGGCAGGCCCGAGGAGGCGUUUGUGCUCUUCCAGUCCUUCCUCCUCGCCCAGCCCCCACCCAGCACUGCUCAAUGGUGA